GGCGGGGCGCGGGGCCGCCGAAGCCGCGGAACGUGGGCCCGCGCGCCCCGCCUUUGUCUCCCGGGCGCGAGCCGCCGCAGCCCCGCGCCCGCCGCUCGCCGCCGGAGCCGCUUUGUGCCGCGCGCGGCGGUCCCGGGGCGCGGAGCGGCGGGCGCAGCUUCAGCAUGGACGUGACCGUCUCGGAGCUCCUGGAGCUCUUCCUGCAGAGCCCGCUGGUGACCUGGGUGAAAACUUUCGGUGCGUUUGGCGGCGGCUGCCGGGACAACCUGAGCAUGUACAUGGACUUAGCGGACGGCACCCUCCUGAGCCAGAUCAUGCUGCAGAUAGACCCCCGGCCCACGAAUCAGCGCAUCAACAAGCACGUCAACAACGACGUGAACCUUCGCAUCCAGAACCUGACCAUCUUGGUGAGGAACAUCAAGACCUACUACCAGGAAGUGCUCCAGCAGCUGAUCGUAAUGAAUUUGCCCAAUGUUCUGAUGAUUGGCAAAGACCCACUGUCUGGGAAGAGCAUGGAGGAGAUUAAGAAGGUCCUGCUGCUGGUGCUGGGCUGUGCCGUCCAGUGUGAGCGGAAGGAAGAGUUCAUUGAACGCAUUAAGCAGCUGGACAUUGAGACGCAAGCCGGCAUCGUGGCGCACAUCCAGGAGGUGACCCACAACCAGGAGAAUGUGUUUGACCUGCAGUGGCUGGAGCUGCCGGACGUGGCCCCAGAGGAGCUGGAGGCCCUGUCCAGGAGCAUGGUGUUCCAUCUGCGGCGGCUCAUCGACCAGCGGGACGAGUGCACCGAGCUGAUCGUGGACCUGACCCAGGAGCGGGACUACCUGCAGGCGCAGCACCCGCCCAGCCCCGCCAAGUCCUCCAGCGUGGACUCCACGCCCAGCCCCACCAGCAGCCUGUCCAGCGAGGAGAAGCAGCACCUGGCCGUGGAGCUGGCUGACACCAAGGCCCGUCUGCGGCGCGUCCGACAGGACCUGGAGGACAAGACGGAGCAGCUUGUGGACACCAGACACGAGGUGGACCAGCUGGUGCUGGAGCUGCAGAAGACCAAGCAGGAGAACACCCAGCUGGCCGCGGACGCCCGGUCUGCCCGCGCCUACCGGGACGAGCUGGACUCGCUGCGGGAGAAGGCGAGCCGCGUGGAGAGGCUGGAGAUGGAGCUACUGCGCUGCAGGGAGAAGCUGCACGACGUGGACUUCUACAAGGCCCGCAUGGAGGAGCUGCGGGAAGAUAACAUCAUUCUCAUCGAGACCAAGGCCCUGCUCGAGGAGCAGCUGGCGGCCGCCCGGGCCCGUGGUGACAAAGUGCACGAGCUGGAGAAGGAGAACUUGCAGCUGAGAUCCAAGCUGCACGACGUGGAACUGGACCGGGACACGGACAAGAAGCGGAUCGAGGAACUGCUGGAGGAAAACAUGGUGCUGGAGAUCGCCCAGAAGCAGAGCAUGAACGAGUCCGCCCACCUGGGCUGGGAGCUGGAGCAGCUGUCCAAGAACGCAGACCUGUCGGACGCCUCCAGGAAGUCGUUCGUGUUCGAGCUGAACGAGUGCGCCUCCAGCCGCAUCCUGAAGCUCGAGAAGGAGAACCAGGGCCUGCAGAGCACUGUGCAGGGCCUGCGGGAGAGCGGCCUCCGGUGCGCCGAGCUGCAGAGGGAGAACGAGCAGCUGAGCAGGAAGGUGGAGAAGUUGCAGACCCAGCUGGAGAGAGAGAAGCAGAGCAGCCAGGACCUGGAGACCCUCAGCGAGGAGCUCCUCAGGGAGAAGGAGCAGCUGCAGAGCCACAUGGAGACCCUGAAGGCCGACAGGGCCAGGCAGAUCAAGGACCUGGAGCAGGAGAAGGACCAACUCAGCCGAGCCGUGCGGUCGCUGCGGGAGAGGUCACAGGUCAGCAGCGAGGCCUGCUUGAAAGACGCCGAGAGGGAGCACGGAGCCCUGCACUUGGCCAUGGUGGACGCCGCCGGCCGGCCCGGCCAGCUGGAGGUGGAGCAGCAGCCACCGCGUGGGGACGCCGAGCAGGCCCAGGAGAAGGUGGAGCGAGUGGAGGCGCUGGAGCGGGAGCUGCGCCAGCUGGAGGAAGAGCGCGAGCAGCUGGCGGCGCGGGCCGGGGCCCUGCAGGCGGCUGCCGAGAAGGCCCAGGGCCUCGAGCAGGAGAACGGCACGCUGCGGAAGUCGCUGGACACGCUGCAGAACGUGGCCGUGCAGCUCGAGGGCCUGCAGCGUGACCGCGAGCAGCUGGCCCAGGAGAACCGGGAGCUGCGUGCCGCGGUGGAGGCCGUGCACCUGGGCCGCGCCAAGGUGGCACAGGUGCAGCGGGAAAACCAGCAGCUGGCGCGCGAGAGGGAGGUGCUGAGCCGCGACGUGGCGCUGCUCGCCGCCCUCGGCCAGCAGCCGGAGUGCCUGGAGCACGGCUCCCAGGGCGGCAGCGCCGAGGACCUGCGGCUGCCGCAGGGCCUGGAGCAGGAGCUGGGCGAGCUGGAGGCCGAGCGCCAGGCCCUGCGGCGGGACCUGGAGGCCCUGCGGCUGGCCAGCUCCCGGCUCCAGCGGGCCGAGGAGGACCGGAAGGCGCUAGAGCAGGAGGUGGCGCAGCUGGAGAAAGACAAGAAGCUGCUGGAGAAGGAGGCCCAGCGGCUGUGGCAGCAGGUGGAGCUCAAGGACGCCGUUCUGGACGACAGCACUGCCAAGCUGUGCGCCGCCGAGAAGGAGAGCCGCGCGCUGGACAGGGAGCUGGCCCGCUGCCGGGAGGCGGCCGGCAAGCUCAGGGAGCUGGAGAGGGACAACCGGGACCUCACCAAGCAGGUCACCGUGCACACGAGGACGCUGACGACCCUGCGGGAGGACCUGGUGCUGGAGAAGCUGAAGAGCCAGCAGCUGACCAGCGAGCUGGACCAGCUGAGCCAGGAGCUGCAGAAGCUGGGCCUCAGCAAGGAGCUGCUGCUGCAGGAGGACCACAGCGAGAGAAAAUACAAGAUAUUGGAGGGCAGAAAUGAAUCGGCAUUGCAGACCACGCUGGCACUGAGAGAGGAGAAGAUUGUGUUUCUAGAAGCACAGCUGGAGGAGAAAGCGGGCCUGAACCACCAGUUACAGAGCGAGCUCCAGACGCUGAAGGAGGAGUGUGAGGUCCUGCGGCAGGCUUCGGAGGCGGGGGCACCCCUGCAGGGUGCUUCCAGACACGUGGAGGAGGAGGCCUGGGGACCCAGCCACAAGGAGGCCACCUUGGAGCUGCUGCGGGUCAAGGACCGGGCCAUCGAGCUGGAGCGAAAUAACGCGGCUUUGCAGGCCGAGAAGCAGCUGCUGAAGGAGCAGCUGCAGCACCUGGAGACCCAGAACGUGGCGUUCAGCAGCCAGAUCCUGACGCUGCAGAAGCAGAGCGCCUUCCUGCAGGAGCAUAACACCACGCUGCAGACGCAGACGGCCAGGCUGCAGGUGGAGAACUCCACGCUGAGCUCCCAGAGUGCCUCGCUCACGGCGCAGUACGCACUGCUGCAGAGCCAGCAGACAGCCAAGGAGGGCGAGCUGGACAGCCUGCGGGAGCAGCAGGAGCGGCUCACGGCGGCCCACGAGGCACUGCUGCAGGACCACGAGCGCCUGGGCGCCCUGCACGAGCGCCAGUGCGGCGAGUACGAGGCUCUCAUCCGCCAGCACGGCUGCCUGAAGACGCUGCACCGCAACCUGGAGCUGGAGUUCAAGGAGCUGGGCGAGAGGCACGGGGACCUCCUGGCGCACAAGGCCGCGCUGGAGGAGCUGGAGAAGGUCCUGACCGCGGAGCGGGAGGCCCUGCAGCAGGAGCGCAGGGCGGACGCCGUCGCCGCGGGCGAGAACCAGAGGCUGCGGGGAGAACUGGACAGGGUCACCUUGCUGCACCACCAGCUGAAGGGGGAGUACGAGGAGCUGCACGCCCACACCAAGGAGCUGAAGACCUCGCUCAACAACUCGCAGCUGGAGCUGAGCCGCUGGCGGGCGCGCUUCGACGAGCUGAAGGAGCAGCACCAGAACAUGGACAUCUCGCUGACCAAGCUGGACAACCACUGCGAGCUGCUGUCCCGCCUCAAGGGCAACCUGGAGGAAGAAAACCAUCACCUCCUGAGCCAGAUCCAGCUGCUGAGCCAGCAGAACCAGAUGCUGGUGGAGCAGAACAUGGAGAACAAGGAGCUGUUCCACGAGGAGCAGAAGCAGUACAUAGACAAGCUGAAUGCCUUACGGAGACACAAGGAAAAACUGGAAGAAAAGAUCAUGGACCAGUACAAGUUCUACGAUCCUGCUCCAAAGAAGAAGAGCCACUGGAUUGGAGCCAGAGCCUUAGUCAAACUCAUCAAACCAAAGAAAGAGGGUUCCCGAGAGCGCCCCAGGACGAGCACAGACAGCCCUCCCUGGCAGCUGGAAGAGCCCGCCUCGCCGCCCGCCCCUCAGCCCCUCAGGUCCCAGCCCGAGAACCCCGCCACCCCCCCGCUGGACGUGAACGGCAUGGAGGAGCACGACCCCCACGGCGCGUCCAGGGAGAAAGGCCCUGGGGAUCUGCGAGCCAAGCGCAGGUCCCCCCCUGGGGAUGGCAUGGACAGCACAGAGGCCUCCGCUGACCUGGCUGCCCAGCCCUGGCCCUCGGAGCUGGGCUCCAAGGCCUGUUCUACCCCAGCCAUCGCCUCAAGCCCUUCCAGCUCCACCCCUACAUCCCGGCACCCAGGCUGCACCAAAGGCUAUAACUCAGAAGACAACCUCUGCGAGCCGUCCCUGGAGCUUGAGUUCACCCACAGGCAGUACGUGUCUCGGCCCAGUAGCUUGGAGAGCAGCAGGAAGACAUCCAGCCACAGCUCGCCUCUCAGCCUCAAAGGUUCCUCCGAGCAGCUCUUUGGCCGCUCCGAGAGCUUCAGCAGUGAGGACCUGAUCCCCAGCAGGGACCCGGCCACGCUCCCCCGAGACGCCAGCACCCCAGGCUGCCCCGCGUACCCCGCACCCCGGAACGGGCCUGCCCCCCAGGAGGGUGCCCCGAAGAGGAACACCGCUCUGCCUCCUGCUGGGGCGCGGCCCCGCACCGCCUCCCCCAGCAGCGAGAUGGUCACCUUGGAGGAGUUUCUGGAGGAGAGCAGCCGGAGCUCGCCCCCCCAUGACCUGCCCGGUAGCCAGGAUGACCUGCUUGGCGACUACUUCCGCAAAGCCAACGACUCCCCUGCCGUGGGGAGCCAGCCAGGACUACCCCCCAGGAAAGAAGGGGCCAAGAUGCCCACCAGCUUUGUGGCCCCCACCAUCAAGAUGGCCGUGAGCACCCCCGAGGCGCGGCAGCCGAAGCCCGGGCAGUACGUGAAGCCCAGCUUCCGGUCGUCGGUGGAGACCCCGGCCUCGCCCAGUGCCCCUCCGCGCCAGGUCCAGCCACCGCAGAGCCUGAGUCUGGGCAGACCCCGGCAAGCCGCGCUCCCCGCCAGCCGCAGCGCGUCCCUGAGCCGGGCCUUCAGCCUGGCUUCGGCUGACCUCCUCCGGGCCAGUGGGCCCGAGGCCUGCAGACACGAGUGCCCCCCACAGAAGCUGGUGGGGCCCAUGACGGUGGGGAGCAGAGACACUGGCAGCCACCCACCGCCAGGCCCUGGGCCCUCCUCCAGCCCCCAUAGCCUGGUGCGCGAGCGGACUCCGCUGGCGGCCAAGGCCGGCGGCACCUGUCCGGGCCCCCGCGGCCGGCCGCUGGACGUGCGGCGCUUCUCGCUGGCACCGCCGAAGGAGGAGAGGCUGGCGCCCCUGCAGCAGUCGGCCACAGCGCCGGCCCUCGCCUCGGGCGCCUCACCCUGCUCGCCCGCUGCGCCACCUGCCAGGACCAAGCCCAGAACGCCGCCGCACACAGCUGAGGUGGCAGCCGUGGUGCCCGUGCGGGCCGGGCCGGGCCUCACGGAGCCGGAUGGCGAGGGGCCGCCGGCCAAGGGCCCCGUGAGGCCCCCGGAGGACUGCAGCCGCGGAAGCAGCUCCAGGAGCACGCCGGCGUCCCCAGAGCCGGGCGGGGACCCGCAGACCGUGUGGUAUGAGUAUGGCUGCGUGUGACCGACCGGCGCCUCUCAAACCGAGGAAGGGGCUUCCCCGCAGGGCACAGAAACCCUGGGCCGAGCCCUGGGGACAUGGCCACCGGCGGCUUUGGGCCAACGAUCCGAGGGGGCCCCACCGAACACCCCCGUGCCCCUUGCAAGCCUCUGUGAGAGUGUGCAUGUGUGUCCACAUGCACCCACACCUGGUUCGCAAGGCUCAGUCCGGGUGGCUGUCCCCUUCCUGGGGUCCCAAGCACUUCCCUUUACCCUGGAGCCGAGGGCGGCCUCGGCUGGCUCCUGCUCUCUGCACGGCAAGCUCUGAGUGCCACCCGCCUUCCCCGCUUCCCCCGGCUUGCUUACCUGCAAACACUGGAUCUGGGGUGGGGGGCAGAGACCCCCUCUCCCCCCAACCUCGGGCAGGGGUGCAUGGUGCACAGGGAGCCAGGUGCAUGCCUGACCCCUUCGUGGCUGCAGCACCCAGCUUCCCCUGCCCCAGAUGCGAUGUUUAUUAUUUCUGAAUAAUUUUGGGGAGGGCAAAGACCUAAUUUCUUUUAAUAUAUUGCAUCUGUGUAUACACUCAUGUGAAUUAUGUAUACUUGGGGACCUAUUUAUGUGCUGUUGGGGAGUUCUUUUCUAGCGGGAAUCUUUGCUGCUCUGUGUAUUUGGUCAGAUUCCUGAUACGGUUAAGUUUGUCCCAGGAUGGACUUAGCCUGUUUUUUUUUUUUUUUUAAAGAAUUUUUUUUUCCUUUUGAUUCUGUAUCCUGGGAAGGAAAUGGGAGACUUCUGAAUGUUCACAAGGUCCACUUUAGGAAUGUCUGGGGUGUGUAUGCACUAGCCUUCCGCUCUGGAGCGCAAGGACAGGGCUGUAAUAAAGGGGAAUGGAAC
Messenger RNA from Oryctolagus cuniculus (rabbit), 6877 nucleotides. RefSeq names its product coiled-coil and HOOK domain protein 88C (gene CCDC88C). The record is from RefSeq and is a predicted model, not a curated record. Gene Ontology annotation, molecular function: dynein light intermediate chain binding; microtubule binding. Gene Ontology annotation, cellular component: centrosome; cytoplasm. Lineage: Eukaryota; Metazoa; Chordata; Mammalia; Lagomorpha; Leporidae. Gene Ontology annotation, biological process: cytoskeleton-dependent intracellular transport; cytoplasmic microtubule organization.